Molecule: messenger RNA, 797 nt
Organism: Ostrea edulis (European flat oyster)
Lineage: Eukaryota; Metazoa; Mollusca; Bivalvia; Ostreida; Ostreidae
Exons: 4
Coding region: 26-487 (153 amino acids)
Source: RefSeq, a predicted model, not a curated record
CCAACCAAGAAGAUUCACCACAACGAUGCACUUCAAGGUUUUAAUGUGCCUGGGGUUUCUGGCCGUCGGUGUUCGCCAAACUCUAUGUGCCCUCGGUGGACAAGCAUGUACGAUCCCUUCUUCAGGUAACCCCGGGGCGUCUACCUUAUGUACCGGAACAGCCAACGGCUUCUGUAUGCUUGACACCCUUACCGUCACAGGUAGCCCCGUCACAGCUGUCGCUUCCACAGGAGUAUGUGUCUGUUACUAUGGAUACAGUGGACCUGCUUGUGCCACUGCAGAUUCAACCUCAACCUCAUCAACCUCAACCUCACCCAACACAUCUAACGCCCUUGGGGCUCUGGCGCUAGGGGGUAUUGGCGCUUAUUUCUUGAGUCAGCUCGGAGGUGGUGGAUCACAAACCGCACUAGGCAUUGGUGCAGGACCGCAAGCAGCCCAAGACGCCUUUUACCUUCGACAAGCCGUGAACCCGGGACUUGGCAAAUAAAGAGUUUGUAAACUGUUGAAGACGCACGUGAAAUGGAUUAAAAUGGCUGGUUAGAUUGAGUGGUUCCAAUUUUAUUCAUAUAAAUUUGAAGAUGACUUUAAGUUUGAAAUUAUUGCUGAUUAAUGUAAGUCCUAGUAUCUGUAGGCCAAGAAAAACAAAUCCUUUUGGUUUUAACGAAUGAAAGAUCAAAGGGCAAUAUGAAGCCUCUGAUUACGGCUUUGUGUAGUCCUUAAUGCACUAUCCAUGAUCUGAUGUAUGUGAUUUCAUUUAUUAAUAGUAUGAUUAUAUAAUAAAGAAAAUAUGAAAAGUA